Xyrauchen texanus (razorback sucker) is the source of this 974-nucleotide messenger RNA. RefSeq names its product ly6/PLAUR domain-containing protein 1-like. Bases 64 to 486 code for a protein of 140 amino acids. NCBI's taxonomy places the organism in Eukaryota, Metazoa, Chordata, Actinopteri, Cypriniformes, Catostomidae. The record is from RefSeq and is a predicted model, not a curated record. Gene Ontology annotation, molecular function: acetylcholine receptor inhibitor activity. Gene Ontology annotation, biological process: acetylcholine receptor signaling pathway. The transcript is spliced from 3 exons.
CGCGCGGUGUGUGUCGGUGUAAUGGACGCGUCGGCGCGGCGGUGAACGGAGCGUCAGUCUGUCAUGCGGCGGUGUGAGACUUUACUGCUCAUCAUCUUACUGACAGCGGGUGUGAGUACAGCACUGCAGAUUCAGUGUUAUCAGUGUGAAGAUCGUCAUGAUGACUGCUCAUCUCCAGACUUCAUCGUUAACUGCACUGUGAACGUUCAGGACAUGUGUCAGAAGGAAGUGCUCGUCAUGGAGGAUGGAGUUCACUACAGGAAGUCAUGUGCAUCAUCAGGGGCAUGUCUGAUUGCGUCGUCGGGUUAUCAGCAGUUCUGUACGGGAAAACUGAACUCUGUCUGCAUCACCUGCUGCAACACGGCACUCUGCAACGGCCCGCGACACAAACGCCGAGCGCUCUCUUGUGCCUGCUCGCUGCAUGUGCUCAUCCCCGCCAUACCACUGAUCGCUGCCAUCCACAACUUCUUCUCAUACUCACACUGAAAAACAACACUUCAUUCUGUCUCUCUUCAUCAUCAUAUGUCUCAUGUUAAUAAUAAUGUGAGUUAUUUCAAAAUUGACCUUUCAAAUACACAACGCCACACAGACACUGCUGUCAUUGUUAAUAUGUGUGUUUGUGAAUGAUGUCAUGAUUAAUAUGAAGACACAAUCAGGGUAAUAGCAAGGAUUUCUGGGCCCCUUACCUAUUAAGGAAUUACAGUUUCUAAUUUGUUUUGGAUCCCCCUGUACCUUUGGGGCCCUAGAAUCAUUACCACUUUUCACCCCAUUAGCUACGGCCUUGGAACAAUGACACUAUUGUAAAUUCAGGGCUGGCCCAUGGGUUUGUGGGGCUCUAGGUGACAUCAUGAGUCAUAACAUUAAACAUUCAUAGAAAUAAGAACUUUCUUUUUAAAAUAUGCUGAGCAUCUGACAAAUAACAUGUAUAUUUGUCCUAAUCUAAGAUUUUAGGUUAAAAUGUUUUAGGCAUUAUA